Trypanosoma rangeli is the source of this 354-nucleotide messenger RNA. Its product is annotated as putative dolichol phosphate-mannose biosynthesis regulatory protein. The record is from RefSeq and is a predicted model, not a curated record. Gene Ontology annotation, molecular function: enzyme regulator activity. Lineage: Eukaryota; Euglenozoa; Kinetoplastea; Trypanosomatida; Trypanosomatidae. The transcript has a single exon. The coding region runs from base 1 to 354 and encodes 117 amino acids. Gene Ontology annotation, biological process: GPI anchor biosynthetic process. Gene Ontology annotation, cellular component: endoplasmic reticulum membrane; dolichol-phosphate-mannose synthase complex.
AUGUUGUUUGACCGAACAAUCGCCAAGGCACUCUUAGUGAUCACCACAGUCGUUUACGGGUACUAUGUCAUCUGGAUUGGUGUGACGCCGCUUAUUGACCCUUCACACUUCACGCAGCACUUAUUUCCCCCACGCGAGUACGGGCUGCUGCUCGCCGGGGUCGUAAUGACAUCAGGCUUGGGCCUCAGCAUGACAGCGGCCUCUGUGCACACCAUCCGGCAAACAGGCAUGGGGAGCAAGGCCAACAGUCACUCCGCUGUGGUUGUGUGUGGAGACGGCGAUGCGUAUGGGCGGCGAUCGCGAUGUACUGCAAACUCCACAAUGUGUGGUGCGGUGCGGGGGGCCAGCUGUUAG